CAUACUUGUCCCGUGCACAUCCUUCGCCCUUCCUUACCAAACCCCUCGGCAUCUUCUUUCCAUUUUGGUAAACAUCUAAAAAGUCAUCUCAGCUCAUUCGAAAAACCACCACCGUUGACAACGAUCGAGGAGACUUGUCAGGUGAGGUGGAAACAUGACUGAAAUGACCACACGACGCCAUGGUGCCCAAAGAUAGCAAUGGUCCUGCCACAUCAUCCUCCAACAACGAUCGCGUCGUCAAGAAGAGAGCAUCGCAAGCAUGUCACCACUGCAGAACGAGAAAGGUCAAGUGCGACCUGAUGAAAUCGGGUGUGCCAUGCCACAAUUGCGAGUCUGAUGGCAUUGAAUGCGUCGUCGUCGAGUCUAGGCGAAGCAGGAAAUAUCGACUUCAAAAACGACAAUUGACAAACCUGGUCACUAUACCUCCGUUGAUUCAAGCUCAAUCCACCGUGUCCGAGGACUCUCACUCGAACGAGGACACCGUAGAAGAACCUUUCAAAGAUGUCGCCGCCCCAGAUCCUAGUACAACGGCACUUCCUUCCACUGUCACGGGCAUCAACCUUCAGAGUCCACCUGGAAUAGAUCCAAGCCACAAUAUAAAUACCUUAGGCUACCGGCCUACAAGCCGGAAUGUUCGUGCUGCCUCAUCGUCACAGUCAGCAUCAUCGGUCGUCAACCUUCCGUCGUACAUUCGUCCCAUUCGACCAAGUAUCAAAAGGCAAGACAUUGAUUUUCUAUCAAGUCGCGGCGCCUUGGCUAUUCCCAACGAUGAUCUUCGCGACCAACUGCUCCGAUGCUUUGUGCUCUACGUCUACCCAUAUAUGCCGGUGGUCGACCUCGAAGAGCUACUCGGCGCCAUCGACGGCACCAACAAUAGCCCAAAGAUUAGUCUGACCCUUUUCCAAGCUGUCAUGUUUGCCGGAAGCGCUUUUGUCGACCUUGAGCAACUUCAAAAUGCGGGCUACGAAAAUCGAAGAGCAGCCAGGGCUGCUUAUUAUCAGAAAGUCAAGAUGCUAUACGACUUCGACUGGGAUGUCGAUCGUAUCGCUCUCAUUCAAUCUCUCCUCCUCAUCAACUACUGGUACGUUUCCGAAAACGACCAGAAAGACCCGUGGCACUGGUGCGGUGUCUGCAUAUCGAUUUCGAUAAGCCUGGGAUUGAACCAGAGGAUCACCUAUUACCAGAGAGACCUCAAAACUUGCCGCUUGUGGAGACGAAUUUGGUGGACCUGCGUUAUGCGCGACCGCAUCACGGCAGUAAGCAUGAGACGUCCAAUGAGAAUCAAAGACGAAGAGAUCAAUCUGAUACCACUCUGGUAUGAUGAUUUUGACAUACGACCCAUCAACACUUCUAUACCAUUACUGAAGGGGACGCCAUUCUUGACAGACACGAUGCUUAAGAAGAGCCUGGCUGAAAUGUGUAUCGCCCAAAUCAAUCUCCUGCUGACGAUGGGUCACAUCAUCCGGGAUCUGUACCACCUGCGAGUCUUCGGUGGGUCGACCGCCGAAGCUACGAUGCUAUACAAACCCAAAGCUACGCACGUUGAUUCGGCACAGUUGAGCAAGCUCGGGGAGGAAGUAGCUCAAUGGUACAGAGAUCUGCCGAGCAGCUGUUGGGUUUUGCUUCCGCCUUCCGAAAACAUGCGUCGUUACGAUUCUCUCACGGAAGACGCCCUCUUCCUGCAGCGGGCCCUACUUCGGAUGAUGUAUCUGAUGGCCACGGAGAACCUGAACAGGCCCCAAAUGCUCUCGAAAGGAAUGUCGACUGACUCCACAAACAAGGUGAAAGAAGCAGCGGACGACAUAGCCGAGAUGGUGCAAAGACUACAGCAGCGUGAUCUGGUCAGGUUCCUCCCGCCGUUGGCCGUCAGCUUCAUGCUGUUCGCCCUGGCCGCAUUCCUGGUGGAGAUCAAGACAAAGGGUCAGAACUUGCCAGGCCAACAAUUCCACCACUGCAUCCGAGCAUUGUGGCAAUUGCGAGACAUCUGGCCCAUUGCGGAUUCUGCCUGUUUCCUGAUCGGCCAGAUGAUCGCCAAAAGCCAGGUGGGUGGCAUCUCGACCCCUGGCAUCCAACCGACCGGAAUCUCCUACAACAGUCCUCCUGCCCAGCCGAGUGAAAGUAACGACGUGCAAAAGAAAGCGCAAUCGAUACCUCAAGCCACUUCGAUCCAGUUCAUCCAGGACGGACCACAUACCACUACGAGUAUGGCGGGGGUAGUCAUGAACGCCACGCCAAUGACGGCUCUGGACAAUAGGCCCCCACGAGUCCACCACCCAACGACGACCACCAGCACCUCGAUCGACCUGGACCACCUCCCGACGGAUUUGGCCAUGGACUCGAUCACGUUCCCCGACAUGAACGACCCCACGCUGUACGCCUGGACGGGCUCCGAAUUCGACACGAACUACGCAGGGGUCAUCACGAACGGGCACGCCCUGCACAUGGACUUUGCCUUUGACGGGCUGGGGAGUGAUUUCCAAAACAACCUGCUCGGGUUCGGCCAGUCGCCCAACGACCUCGACCAACUGGGUCUCGACAUGCCGUACACCCCGGCGGGCCAGCCGCGCGCAGUCUUGACGGACGACUGGAACCCAAACGUGCAGAAUCCCUUUUACGGAUGAGUCCCUUGGGAAUCUUCACGUACCCCGUACCACCGCACCGGACGGAGGAGAACGCCGUUUUCAGAUCCGGCGAUCUUGAUUCGACUCGUGUCAUACGUCCGAUGUUGAACGAACAUACACACAUCCCGGAUGAUCCGGGCGUACGAGUCCACAAACGGUCGCACGAUGACUCGAAAACGAUACCCUUAUCCUGUGACUACAUACACGAGUAAUACCUUCGCGAUAUGGUCAUUUCAUGUCAUGAUUCCAAAUGCCACGGUCCAGCAUCAUUCCAACGGUAUCAAAAAAAAGUGUUUCAAUGACCAGGCAGUAGUACAUCAAUAUGAAUUCUAUUUUUGAACAACUCAGGCGUUCCAAGGUCGAAUCCGACGGUGGGCUUGAACGUGAUUGUAGCGAAAGGGGAGGGGAACAAGGGAC
Exophiala oligosperma is the source of this 3038-nucleotide messenger RNA. RefSeq lists its product as uncharacterized. The transcript is spliced from 3 exons. The record is from RefSeq and is a predicted model, not a curated record. Gene Ontology annotation, molecular function: DNA binding; zinc ion binding; DNA-binding transcription factor activity, RNA polymerase II-specific. Gene Ontology annotation, biological process: DNA-templated transcription; regulation of DNA-templated transcription. The coding region runs from base 180 to 2621 and encodes 813 amino acids. NCBI's taxonomy places the organism in Eukaryota, Fungi, Ascomycota, Eurotiomycetes, Chaetothyriales, Herpotrichiellaceae.